Molecule: messenger RNA, 4183 nt
Organism: Saccoglossus kowalevskii
Lineage: Eukaryota; Metazoa; Hemichordata; Enteropneusta; Harrimaniidae
Biological process (GO): intracellular signal transduction
Cellular component (GO): cytoplasm
Molecular function (GO): protein binding; guanyl-nucleotide exchange factor activity
Source: RefSeq, a predicted model, not a curated record
UUCAUUUUGUGUGCAAUUAAUAAAGGACUGUACGGAUAGUGAUACUGCUGUGGAUUACAUUAGAGUGAAUGAUAACCUGAGAAGGAGUCUACGUGGUGAGCUCUCAGAUCAUGUUAAACAUAAAGCUCCCACGGAUGCCAAGUCAACAGAUGUGGCAUGGGCUACAUCUCUGUAUCCAUUCAGUGCUGAAGGGCCAGGAGAACUGAGUUUUAUGGAUGGAGAGAAGAUUGUGUUAACAAGGAGGAUCGAUGAACAGUGGCUGGAAGGAAAUAUUGAUGGUAAAGUGGGUGUGUUUCCAGCAAACUAUGUCCAAAUUGUGGUGGAUGUACCCAAGGUUGGAUUAAGCGAGACUGAGCAAAUGAUUUCACAGACAAAUCAACAACAUACAGAUGCUAAUGAUAAGUGCAAAGAUAUGCAGGGAAAAGCAUUGUAUAAUUUCAAUGCAGACACAGAUCAAGACUUGCCUUUAAGAUGUGGUGAGAUUAUAACUAUUGUUGAAAAAGUUGACGCUGAUUGGUAUGAAGCAAGAAAUUCCUCUGGUCAGGUUGGAUAUUGUCCUGUCAACUAUGUAGAACUCUGCCCAGGUAAACCUAAAAAGAGGCUUGCACCUAAACCCCCAAUUAAAGCUGUACCACCAUCUCCAUGUGUAACAUCUGACAUCACAGUUAAAGAACAGACAACAACAGUACUGCAGCCACUAGAUCCCAUGCCCACUCAAACAUUAGCUCCUGUUCUAGCACCUUCACUGACCCCUGCACCUGCUCCCAUACUUACACCAAUGCCAGCACCUGCUCCAACAAAGGCCCCCACAUCAGCAUUGUCAUCUGCACCACCAGUCACAUCAACCACCAGUGACAGUACAGCUCUGAUAACAUCACCAACAGGAUCAAAACCCAAACCAGCAUUAAAACCUAAACCAACUUCACCAUUAAAAGAACAUACAACUGCAAUACAUGGUGAAGGUGAUGGAAUCUCACCAAACAUAGAUUUAAAUGCAGUACAUGGUGAAAGUGAUGCAGCAUCACCAAAUGUAGAUGAUCUAUUUGGUGACACUGCACCUACUGUGGAUCCUCUCUUACCAUCAGUCUUCAGACCAGGUGGCAGCACAUAUAAGCAUGUAUCAUUUAUUCCAAAGGGACUUUCAUCAUCCAACAGUGUAGACUCAAGCAAGGGUGACACGUUACAUCGUCAAGAUGCUAUAAGAAGUCCUCCACAAACUGAUUUGAGUUUUUUUGAUGAUGCUGUUUUGCAGCCAACUACAGUACAGAGCAAUGCGGAGAGCUCCAUGCUUUCUCUUCCCCAGAAGACUUUACUUGAUGCUAGUCCUUUGAUUGAAACAUCAGGGGAUAUUCUCGCUCCAUUGAACGCUGCUCCAGUCAUUGCUAAGACUUCAAACUUUGAUCCUCUUGCUCCAAAGCCAUUUACUCCUGGAGCACCAAAAGGAGUCAAGUCUGUUCAAGGUCCAACAGUGGGUGGAUCCAAGAGUACAUCGUCAGAUUUUGAUCCUUUUGGUACUGCUGUUCCUCUACAGAGUAAGAUGUUACACAGUGUCCCACCUCCUGUUCCAUCCUCAGCACCUUCAGCUCGUCCUACGUUAGAGACCAAAUUAAGGUCCAUAUCACAAAUUAGUCAGGAUUUGGAUGAUUUCUUUGGUACAUCAGACAAUUAUACCUCCAAAGUAAGUACAUUGGAUAGUAUUGAGAGUACCCCAUCAGAGACACUGACACCCCAACCGCCAACAUUUGUGCCAUUCACUCAAGUGUCCGCUGCCCCACCCCCUAUUCCACCAAGACAGCCUUCACCGAAUCCAUUUUCCGCAACGUCAGUCACUGAUUCACUCAAACACUCCAAUCCAUUCGCUGCAUCUGAAAGCUCACAGCAAUCACAAAGUGCAAUAACAGAGCUACAGCAUUCAUCAUCCAUUUCAUCACCUGAUCAGAUUCCAUACCAGGUUGUCCCAAAAUGGCAUUCUAAGAACUAUAGCAUUGAUAGUGUUACCUCUGAAUAUUCUGAUGAUGGAGCGGGUUACUACCACGGUUUAAAUUUUAGUAUUAACCCAGCACCUGUACAUAAUGAAGAACAAGGGCCCUUCAGUUUUAAACUACCACCUCCACCAUCAUCACCGCGUAGAACUCGUCUUGCCUCAGAUGAGAGACCCAAAUCUCCGAAAUAUAAUCAAAAGACAGCUGUGCCUAGGCCAAAGUCCAAGAAGACCUCAGAGGAUGGUGGAUUGUUAUCUCUAAGUACACCUCCUGCUUCCAGGAGAAACAACAUUAACAAGUUAAAAGUUUCUGAAGCAAUUGAAAGCUUUGAAUGGAAUGUUGGUGAAUUACAACGCAAAGAUACCAUUGAGGAUGAAACUGAUAUGCCACCUCCAUCUCAUGCACCACCUUCAUUAUUAAUAGAUGUGGAUAAUGAAGUAGCAGCGCUUACUGGUGGGUCAGGAACUGUUUCAGAGUCCUCAACCUCAGCCGUAGAUGAUUUGCUUGGAUUUGGAAUUGAUACAUUUAGUAGCAGUCCCCAAACAGUCAGUAGUAAUGUAGCCAAACCAUCAAGACCUGCUCCUCCUGCCCCCCAAAAAGUUGCUAUGCCACUCAGUGUAACUAUGAGUUUACCAGUUGCUAUGCCACUCAGUGUAACUAUGAGUUUACCAGUUGCUAUGCCACUCAGUGUAACUAUGAGUUUACCAGUUGCUAUGCCACUCAGUGUAACUAUGAGUUUACCAGUUGCUAUGCCACUCAGUGUAACUAUGAGUUUACCAGUUUCUAUGCCACUCAGUGUAACUAUGAGUUUACCAGUUGCUAUGCCACUCAGUGUAACUAUGAGUUUACCAGUUGCUAUGCCACUCAGUGUAACUAUGAGUUUACCAGUUGCUAUGCCACUCAGUGUACCUUGUUGUAAAGCACCACCAGCUGGUAGACCACCUCCACCAAAAAAGCUGCCACCUGGAAGGCCAGCGCCACCUAAGAUGAGACCACAGACAAUUCUAGAAGAAGAUCUAUUGGGACCAAUGAGACCUGGAAGUGAGUGUUCGGCCAAAGGAAUAGAGUUAGAUAUCUUGUUUGGUAAUGUUGAGAAAGUCAUUGAUGUAUCUGAGAGAUUUCUAGAAACUUUAGAAGAGAAUGUUGCUAGGCAACCAACUGAGAACCAGGUGGCAGGUCAAUGUUUCAUCAAUUACUCUGAGGAACUAGAAGAUAUUUAUUCUCAUUAUUGUAGAAACCAUGAUGAUGCUAUAGCUUUACUUGAAAAGGCCAAGAAAGAAGAAAUACAGAGGUUGGAACAGAUGAUGAAAGUUGUGAGUGAUGAGAACUGUGAUGAAGUAAAACACCAGUUAGAAGCAUGUGUAUCUGAGGUGGAUAUACUAAGAAAUGAAGAAACUAAAUUAACAGCUGAGUUGCGUGACUUGAAGCCAGAUCCUGUCGCUGAUUUGAAGAAAAAAAAUGAAGAAAUGAGAAAUAAAGUAAUCGAUGAAUUGAUGAAAACUGAGAGAGAUUACGUCAAAGAUAUAAAACUGUGCUAUGAUGGCUUUAUUGGAUCUCUCAAAGACCAGAAAGUGACAGAAGAUGAUCAUGCAGAUAAACACAACUUACUAGUAGCUAUAAAUACAAUGACUGAUGUUGCCACGGCAAUCAAUGAAUUUAAGAGGAGAAAAGAUUUAGUGAUGAAAUAUAGGAAAUCAGAUGUAGACUCGAUUUCAAAUAAACUUGGUAAAUUAAGUUUACAUUCCAUACGCAAAAAAUCUCAGAGGAUGAACCAAAGACUGACACAGAUGACAGGUUUAGUCACACAGACUGUUGAUGAGAAAUUUAAUGAAGAAGAGAGAAAAUUCAGGGAUUUAGAGAAGACAAUUAAAAUAUUUGUAAAGGAUGUGAAUUCCUAUCUAGAGAAGUUACAAGAAUCUACUUCUUCACAAGCAGUUGUUGCUGAGGAUAUUGCUGAUUACUAUGCCAAUCAGGCUAAUUUAGAUGAAGUUGCUAAAUACAGUAAAUCCCAAAGAGAUUUGGCAAAUAAGCUCUACAAAAACUAUACAUUAUUUGUUCAGCAGAGAGUGGUAUCACCUUUGAACUCAUUACUAAUCAUGUUUCAAGGACCUCAUAAGUUAAUACAGAAGAGAUUUGACAAACUGCUGGACUAUGACAGUGUGUUGCACAAAGCAGAAAAAGGGAGCAAAGAGAAGGCAAAG